This is a messenger RNA of Phytomonas sp. EM1, 672 nucleotides long. The record is from the annotation of a GenBank genome assembly. NCBI's taxonomy places the organism in Eukaryota, Euglenozoa, Kinetoplastea, Trypanosomatida, Trypanosomatidae.
AUGGCGAAGCAGGUUCGACAGCGGGAGAGCUACCGCGAGGAGGUCUGUCUGAUUCAUCGCAUGACGCUGGGGAUGAUGGCGUGGCCUCCCGUUUCGUUACGAUCCACCCUCCGAACCGCAACCACCACCAGCGCGGUGGAGAAGGACGGGGAAGGGGGGGAAUCCCAGGAGAGGCUGCGGCAGGCGCUCCUCCAAAAGGAGCGCGCGCGGCGGGAGGUGUUGUUUUGGUUGGACGCCAACCACCGCGAGGAGAAACGCACUCGCGCGCUGGAGGCGAGGUUGAGAAGUCUGCAGCCGCACGCCCAUCCCCUGAGCGGCGGUCGCGAGGGAAUCGUCGUGGAGGGCGACCCGAUCGAGGGUGGGGAGACGGCGGCGUCGAAAGGAGGGGUGCGCGCGAUUCGAACGAUGGAGGAUUGGGCGGAUUCGGUCGACGAGCGCCGCGCGAAGGGCUACUCGCUCCACGACGAAAUCAAAAAAAGAUGCGGCGAAACGCGAAACGAAUUCAAUCGCCCGAGCACGGCGUUUUCUCCCGCGCAGCCGAUUUUGGGGAGCGCGCGGGGCCGCAGGCCGCUCACCGCGAAACGCACGAAAUCGCCGAUGAUCACAGUUCAGUACGACGGAUUUCUAACCUCACGGCUGAUGCGGAGUUGUUUUUUCACGGCUCGAUCGUGA